Molecule: messenger RNA, 2510 nt
Organism: Vollenhovia emeryi
Lineage: Eukaryota; Metazoa; Arthropoda; Insecta; Hymenoptera; Formicidae
Product: X-linked retinitis pigmentosa GTPase regulator
Exons: 12
Coding region: 145-2217 (690 amino acids)
Source: RefSeq, a predicted model, not a curated record
CAGAGCGUGUUGCCGUUAGAAAUUGAUUUCCAGUUGCUAGGAUACGCGGGGCCGGCUUGAAAGCGCCCCAGCGAUCGCGAGCAUGCCCGCUUCACCUCGCCGGUCAGUCGGCUGCAAGUCGCGCGGCGCCAAGGUGCGAGCAUCAUGGGCCUGCCGGACAUAGAGACCAUACCCGAGACUGGGGCGGUGUUCACGAUCGGCCGUAGCAGAUUCGCGGACAACAUUGCGUCGCAUUUCUUUAUUCGGAAAGAUCCGGUUGUCAUCAUCGAAUGUGGAGAUGAACACUCUGCCGUUGUUUGCCAAACUGGCAGGCUCUUUGUUUUCGGUAGCAACGAUUGGGGUCAGCUGGGCCUGGGUCACAAAAACCAUAUCAGCAAACCAUCGUGUGUAAAAAUUCUGAAACCGGAAAAAGUCACACACGUGGCAUGCGGGAGAGCGCAUACUUUAAUAUGUACAGGAGCACAGAAAGUGUUCGCGUGCGGCAGCAAUCAGGAAGGUCAACUGGGUCGGGAAAAUUCCGCGAUAGGUGACAGCUCGAGUUCUCCAAUCUUGAUCUACGAUUGCGGGCUCGCUGGUCCCCGGAUCGUCCAAGUUGCAGCGGGAUCGCACCAUUCGAUGGUUCUGACGAGUGACGGAGGAGUUGUCGCCUGGGGAAGCAAUCUGGAGGGACAGUUGGGAUUACCAGGGAUCUCGGGUUUGGUUACCAAGCCUACGAAGGUCCCGAUUCCUGAACCGGUGAAGGAGAUCAGCACGGGAUAUUAUCAUUCAGUUUUCUUGACUGAAAGCGGGCUGGUUUAUGUCUGCGGCGAGUCGGAAAGUGGUAAACUCGGAAUCAACGUCAACUUUUCUACGCAGGUCGCACCUAAGCAGAUGCAACUGCCCGCGCCAGCACUUCAUGUCGCAUGUGGUGGCCAUCACACCCUCAUACUAGCAGAAAAUGGCAGUGUUUACUGCUCCGGCAGUAACGCUAGUGGGCAACUUGGCAUGGGCAUAAAUGUUAACGAGAUACACACGCCGAAACUUCUUCCACGCGGGGCUCUUCAAGAUGAAAAGAUCGUCAAGAUCUCUUGCGGUGAAAGUCACAGUGCUAUACUUACUGAGUCCGGCAAACUCUUCACCUGUGGCGACGGCCGACACGGGAAGCUGGGUUUGGAAGAAAACGAAAAUAACGUUCACGAAGUGACAUUUGCUGCCAAAUAUCAGGAGCUUUUCGUUUCGAAUGUUGCUUGCGGGGGGUGUCAUACGAUAUUAGUUGGCCGAAGACACGAGAUAGAUUAUCAAUCACAACGGCAACCGGACUCCAUGGAGCAAAGAAAAAGUUCUCUACCUCCUUUAAAGCUUCCUAUAAAUAUGCAGAAUGAACAUCGAGUGGACAAUACGGGGAAAUCGACUGAUGAAAAAGAUGACUCGCAUCAUCCUGAUAAAAAUAAUGAAACGUCUGAUAAUAAUGACGCUCAAGCGAAUUCUGCGGACGAUUCGUCAAAAGAAAAUGUUAAUAAUGAGGAAAUUUCAUCUUCGGCGAACGAUGAAAAAAUUGCAAGUCCAUCUCCGAAAAAUACUCCAGAAAACUCGCAAGUAAAAGAUCUCGAUGAUGAGGGCCAUGAUAAUGAACAUAUUGAAAGCAGUGAAAGUAAAGAUAUUAAUGAAAACGAUGAGAAUCAAGAAAAUAAUAAAAAUACGGAAAUGGCUGCUACAGUAACACAAGAUGUUGAGGAAUCGUGUACAAAAAUAGAAAUCUCGAGGAUAGAGGAAGAAGACAAAGAGGAACCGAUGACGAAUCCUACACCACCGCCGAAGCCGCCGAGACUAAAGUCUGGAAGUGCGGAAAGUCCGAGCAACGAAAAAGAAUCUUUAAAGGAGAACGAAGAGGAUGAAAAAGAAAAAGAUGACAAAGAAAUGGAGACGAACAACGAACAAGCAUUAAGUGCAAGGGCAGCUAGAAAAUCGGUAUCGGCAAUUUCGAAAGAAACUAUAGAAGCGAUCGAGAAUUCGAUAGAAAAGGUCGAUGAAGAUGGAGAACGCGUGGAAGAACCAGAGAAAGCGGAAAUAGACAGUACGCAGGAUGAUGCUGAUGUCGUGCAGUCUCCGCCUCCGCGAACAGCCAAGAUGGCGAAGUUGUUUAAAGGUAAACGACAGCAAGAGGUGCAGAAUGGAACUAAGAAGUCAAGCAGCACAGCGAAUCCGAAAGCUAAGUCAAAAACAUGCACAAUUCUGUGAUCGGGAAAACUUCGAAGAGACAUUACAAUUCAUUAUAUUUUUAUAAGUAUACUAAUGAUAUGCUCGUCGCUGGGACCAAAAAACCUUGUGAAACCGGAAAUCUCCAAUAAUAGAUAUCAAAACACAAAUAAAUCUUUGCUAAUCGACGCAUUUACAUGCAUAGAGAAUUAGCAUAGAUAUUCUGCAUCCUGGAUACUGCGUCGAUUUUUAUUAUACGGCGACGAAGAACUUGAGUAAAAACGCCAGUUACAUUAACAACGUUUUUAGGCAUUGUAAAUAUAAGUCACGCAUAA